GUGAAGGACUCUGGCACUCAGUAGCUCUGGCUAGCUUAGAACCACUACAAGAUGAAGUUUAACCUGGUGUUCCUGGUGCUCCUGCUCUCCGUGGCGAUGGUCUUCGCCACCUUUGGCAAGAAAGGUGGCGGCGGAGGCUUGUUUGGUGGCAAGAAAGGCAAGGGCGCCGCCCCUCCUCCGCCUCCCCCUCCGCCUCCUGUCAGAGUGAUUCCCUACCCCGUCUACUACGGCGGCUAUGGCGGCUAUGGCGGCUAUGGCGGCUACGGCGGCUAUGGCGGCUAUGGCGGCUAUGGCGGCUAUGGCGGCUACGGCAGAUAAACUCACCAACUGGAAGCUGGAGCGUUGAUCGGGGACAAAUGUUAGCGCUCAUGCGCUCAUCUUCCUUCAUGCUGUGCAUGACAAAUAAUACUUAAUAUUUCAUCAUAUAUUUUUAUAUAUCUGUAGCAAGAUCUUAUUCCUUUUCAGAAGAUCUCCAAGUGAGGUUAAAAUAGUCUAGUCUCUGUUAGGUCAUGUAACUAAAACCUCUCAUCUUGCCUACUCGUUGCCAAUGUGUAGCUCUGUGUCCCUCUGAGAAUAUACUGUGCCAGAACAACGCCACAGACACCGAGCAAGUAGUACACAGCCUCGUCUGGGACACGAACUUACUUCAUCCCGUCCGAGGCGACUCCCUGCGGUCACAACCUCCUAAAGGGGUUGCCGUCUCCCAGACAGCUUCUCUGUCUUGAAAACUGCAUCUCAUCAACGUGCUGCUUGGCCAGUGUCUUCAACAGCAAGACCCGUGGCUUAAUCUCCAGCUCCCACGAUUCGCAGUCGUUCACUUAAUACUAUUUCAUGCAGGACGGCGUUCAAUCCCCAACCGUCCAAGUGGUUGGGCACCAUUUCUUUCCCCCGUCCCAUCCCAAAUCCUUAUCCUGACCCCUUCCAAGUGCUGUACAGUCUUAAUGGCUUGGCACUUUCUCCUGAUAUUCCCCUCCCUCACUUAAUGUUCUAGGAUCAUUCACCUUGAGUCUGUUCUUGUUAACUCACUAAGUACAUAAAUAUAAUGACCAUA
Procambarus clarkii (red swamp crayfish) is the source of this 1051-nucleotide messenger RNA. NCBI's taxonomy places the organism in Eukaryota, Metazoa, Arthropoda, Malacostraca, Decapoda, Cambaridae. The record is from RefSeq and is a predicted model, not a curated record.